GCUAGGACUCCCCCGAUCUCCCGCUGUCUCUUCCUCUUUUUUUCCAAUCAUCCAACGAUUUCGGUGUUGUUUUGGUCUUUUUUCUCUCCUAGCUUCAGAUUGUUGAGAUAUGGCGUCCGCGGUUGAAAACAAGGUGAAAAAUGCCAAAUUGGUACUUUUGGGAGAUGUUGGAACAGGCAAGUCGAGUAUAGUAUUGCGUUUUGUUAAAGGCCAAUUUGUUGAAUUCCAGGAAUCAACAAUUGGGGCAGCGUUUUUUUCACAAACUUUGGCAGUUAAUGAUGAAACUGUGAAAUUUGAGAUUUGGGAUACUGCUGGACAGGAGAGAUAUCAUAGUUUAGCUCCAAUGUAUUAUCGGGGUGCAGCAGCAGCUAUAAUUGUGUAUGAUGUAACGAAUGCGGCCACUUUCACUCGCGCAAAGAAGUGGGUCCAAGAGCUCCAAGCCCAAGGUAACAUAAACACUGUCAUGGCUUUGGCUGGCAACAAAGCUGAUCUUGUGGAGGCCAGACAGGUCACUGCAGAGGAAGCCCAAGCCUAUGCUCAGGAAAACGGCCUUUUCUUCAUGGAAACCUCUGCAAAAACAGCAAUAAAUGUCAAUGAUGUAUUCUAUGAAAUUGCUAAAAGGUUUCUCCAGGCUCAAGCUCAACAACAGCAGAACACCAAUGGAAUGAUCUUAACGGACAGAGCAGCUAACAGGACUACAAGUUCAUCUUCUUGUUGUUCUUGAGAUCGCUGGGCUUAGCAAAUCUUCACAUCCCUCUCACCUCUCAUUCUUUCCAUAGCCAUGAAUGUGUAUAUUUACUGAAAAUUGCUUUAUUGAUCAAUCCGAUGGAAUGCUUUCUGCAGUGAUUUGCUGCUUUCUGAUAUUAUUUGUGUAUCUUGAAGAAUGUUUCUGUAUGAGUGCAUGUCUUUGAUAAGUUUUCCUGCAGUGAUAGGCCAAAUUCACAUUGUCAAUGCUGAUUUGGUCCAAGUUAUGGAAUUGUUCUUGUUAGAGAGAGUUGAAGAAUAGCAUAAAUGAGAGAAUUGAGAGUCUUAGUCUUUCUUUUUUACAA
Dendrobium catenatum is the source of this 1049-nucleotide messenger RNA. Its product is annotated as ras-related protein Rab5A. The record is from RefSeq and is a predicted model, not a curated record. The transcript has 7 exons. The coding region runs from base 110 to 724 and encodes 204 amino acids. Lineage: Eukaryota; Viridiplantae; Streptophyta; Magnoliopsida; Asparagales; Orchidaceae. Gene Ontology annotation, molecular function: GTP binding; GTPase activity.